AUCAGGUCCGAACAUUCUAGUAUAAGAAGAGCCUCCCCCAUGGACAUGGAGAACAUCGUCAUCACACGCACACACACACACACACACACACACACACACACACACACACACACACACACACACUCUUCACAAGUUCCCACUGUUUCCUGUCCCUCUUGAGUUGAGUCUCUCCCGGCCGGCCUUUCCCCUCCUGCCAGAUGGCCCAGAAGGUGGUGCUGAGGAUUCCCACCAUGACCGACGAGAAGACCAAGCAGAAAGCCAUGGAGGCCGUCGCCGACAUCUACGGUAUCGACUCGAUAGCCGCGGACCUCAAGGACAACAAGAUGACCGUCAUCGGCGCCAUGGACACCGUAGCCAUCGCCAAGAGGCUCAAGAAGCUCGGCAAGAUCGACAUCGUCUCGGUCGGCCCGGCCAAGGAGGAGAAGAAGCCGGCACCGGCUGCGGAGAAGAAGGGCGAGGAGAAGAAGGAUGACAAGAAAGAGGAGAAGAAAGACGACAAGAAGGCCGACAAGAAGUGAAAGCAACCCAUUGCAGAAGGAGGUAGAAGGAGAAACACAACACCACCACGCAAACGGCAGCAACAACAAAAAGUCUUUGACAUCUGAGGCUCUGAUGGAGUGCUAGAUAGCUAAUUAUAAUCUCCUCUGCGAAAUGAGAUCACUUUGUACUGUACCGGUAUAUAUAGUGCACUAGAGACAUCAUGUCAAAUCAAAUAUGACCCUGGGUUUGCCUGAUUGGUGAUGACAUGGAACCUACUCGAUCAGCCAACUUCAGGCAAUUUUUCAGAAUUCA
Messenger RNA from Triticum aestivum (bread wheat), 792 nucleotides. Its product is annotated as heavy metal-associated isoprenylated plant protein 39. The record is from RefSeq and is a predicted model, not a curated record. Lineage: Eukaryota; Viridiplantae; Streptophyta; Magnoliopsida; Poales; Poaceae. The transcript has 3 exons. Gene Ontology annotation, molecular function: metal ion binding. Bases 198 to 518 code for a protein of 106 amino acids.